Candidula unifasciata is the source of this 483-nucleotide messenger RNA. The record is from the annotation of a GenBank genome assembly. Lineage: Eukaryota; Metazoa; Mollusca; Gastropoda; Stylommatophora; Geomitridae.
AUGUUUAUAAUAUGUUCUGGGAGUAUGUUUAUAAUAUGUUCUGGGAGUAUGUUUAUAAUAUGUUCUGGGAGUAUGUUUAUAAUAUGUUCUGGGAGUAUGUUUAUAAUAUGUUCUGGGAGUAUGUUUAUAAUAUGUUCUGGGAGUAUGUUUAUAAUAUGUUCUGGGAGUAUGUUUAUAAUAUGUUCUGGGAGUAUGUUUAUAAUAUGUUCUGGGAGUAUGUUUAUAAUAUGUUCUGGGAGUAUGUUUAUAAUAUGUUUUGGGAGUAUGUUUAUAAUAUGUUCUGGGAGUAUGUUUAUAAUAUGUUCUAGGAGUAUGUUUAUAAUAUGUUCUGGGAGUAUGCUUUUAAUAUGUCCUGGGAGUAUGUUUAUAAUAUGUUCUGGGAAUAUGUUUAUAAUAUGUUCUGGGAGUAUGUUUAUAAUAUGUUCUGGGAGUAUGUUUAUAAUAUGUUCUGCAAAAAUGCCUAUAAAUUGUUCUGGGAAGUGA